AUCAAAUAAUUUUUCCGAUGAGCGUUGUCGAAAAGGGCUGACAGCUAGCUGUCAAGAUAGCCUUGCAUAGACACUUGAAUUGUCACAUUGCACAAGUUUGGUGCUUUCAACACUAGACCAAAAUAGAACAGAAAAUAAUAGAAUAGGGGUGCUUUCAACUCCAUAGAAUAGAAUCUAGGAUAGUAUAGCUUCUUUACUUUUCCCAAGGUACACGGUUUCGACCAUUGUCCUUUGAGGUCCCGAAACCCUUGUUUCCAGUGGCUGGUGUGCCCAUGCUUCAGCAUCACGUUGAAGAAUGUGCCAAGGUGCCAAAUAUGAAGGAGAUUUUGCUAAUUGGCUUUUACCAGCCAAAUGAAGAACUUACCAGAUUCAUGUCUAGCGCACAGCAGGAAUUCAAAAUCUCAAUCAGGUAUUUGCAGGAGUAUGCUGCUUUGGGCACUGGAGGCGGCAUCUACCAUUUCAGAGAUCAGAUUCUAUCUGGUGGCCCUGAGGCGUUCUUCAUUAUGAAUGCUGACGUGUGCUCCGAGUUUCCUCUACCAGAGAUGCUCAACUUCCAGAAGGAACACGGAGAGUCUAGCAGUUUCGUCAUCCUGGGGACAACUGCAAACAGAAAGCAGUCCAUGAACUAUGGCUGUAUUGUGGAAAACCAGCAAACGAAUGAGGUUUUACAUUAUGUGGAGAAGCCUAGCACUUUUGUGAGUGACAUCAUCAACUGUGGAAUCUACCUGUUUACCCCGGAGAUCUUCCAACACAUUGGGGCAGUCUUCCAGAAGAACCAGCAGGACAUGCUGUUAUAUCCAUACGAGGGAGACGAGCAGACCAAUGGCAAUGGCUGGCAUCGGGCUGAGGCCAUUCGGUUAGAACAAGACAUCUUCACAGCCCUGGCUGGGCAGGGCAAGCUCUAUGUCUACAAAACACCUGCCAUCUGGAGUCAAAUCAAAUCUGCAGGGUCUGCAAUAUACGCCAGUCGCUUGUACCUCAACCAGUACCAUAAAACCCACCCUGAAAGACUGGCUACAAACAAGGAAGGAGGGCCUAGAAUAAGUGGAAAUGUUUACAUUCACCCAACAGCCAAUAUUGACCCUACUGCGGUGUUGGGUCCCAACGUCUCCAUAGGCACAGGUGUGACCAUCGGGGCUGGGGUGCGAGUGAGGGAGUCCAUUAUUCUCCAUGGGGCUACUCUACAGGAUCACAGUUGUGUGUUGAACUGUAUAGUGGGAUGGGACAGCACUAUCGGCAAGUGGGCCAGAGUUGAAGGAACUCCCAGUGACCCCAAUCCAAAUGACCCCUAUGCCAAAAUAGAUAGUGAAACACUCUUCAGAGAUGGAGAACUCACACCAUCAAUCACCAUUCUUGGUUGUAAUGUAACUAUCCCGGCCGAGGUAAUCAUACUCAACUCAAUUGUUCUGCCAUACAAAGACCUCAACCGGAGCUUCAAAAACCAAAUUAUAUUGUAGUUAAUUUUCUGUGUGCGCUGGUCAUUUAGUGUCAAACCAAAUGAAGGAUUUUAGCUUGAAGAUCAAUGCCACUGCCUCUGGGUUAUUGUACAUAAGAUAAAUAUAUAAAAAGGAGAUGACACUUAUUUAGGUGUUUGGAAAGUUCUAGAUUUGAUAUUGUGUACCCCCCCCCCCCCCUUUAUGCAUUAACUGACGUUACCAUCAUUUGAGAUGCUUUGGGAGGCUGAUGAUGAGCGUUGGUUGGUUUGAUUACUUCGACACGUCUGAAUGUCAUCCCACCACUUUUAUGAAACGUACGUUUCAUAAAAUGUAUUUUAACUGUUACAUUUCUGCACUAGCCCUAUAAUGAGCUCUGUAUGAUGGAUUCACUACCAUGUAAGGGGAAUUAUAAAAUAAUUAUCAUAUUUUGGCAUAGGGUUGCUGGCAUUACUUAUUUUAGGUGGUGGUGCUAACCUUUUGUUACUCAAAUUGCGCCCUGAAAAUGUAAACUAAUCAGCUGCAGACUUUUAUAAGAUUGCAAAAUAAAAGGAAUUGGUUAC
Oncorhynchus mykiss (rainbow trout) is the source of this 1996-nucleotide messenger RNA. Lineage: Eukaryota; Metazoa; Chordata; Actinopteri; Salmoniformes; Salmonidae. The record is from RefSeq and is a predicted model, not a curated record.